Lodderomyces elongisporus is the source of this 876-nucleotide messenger RNA. It is a transcript of the gene MED6, whose product is annotated as mediator of RNA polymerase II transcription subunit 6. The transcript has a single exon. The record is from RefSeq and is a predicted model, not a curated record. Gene Ontology annotation, cellular component: core mediator complex; mediator complex. Lineage: Eukaryota; Fungi; Ascomycota; Pichiomycetes; Serinales; Debaryomycetaceae. Gene Ontology annotation, biological process: regulation of transcription by RNA polymerase II. Bases 1 to 876 code for a protein of 291 amino acids. Gene Ontology annotation, molecular function: transcription coactivator activity.
AUGGAGGCGUUGGACGAAAUACAAUGGAAAUCACCAGAGUUUAUUCAAACACGAGGCCUUAAUACAACAAACGUCUUGGAGUACUUCUCCCUCUCUCCAUUUUACGACAGAACUUCCAAUAAUCAAGUGCUAAUGAUGCAGUUUCAAUACCAACAAGUGCAGAUCCCGCCACGAAUGACAUUCCACCAGUACUUUCAGAACAGACUUCAGGAAAUGACAGGUGUAGAAUUUGUCAUUGCCCUAGUACGAGAACCAGAUUUUUGGAUCAUUAGAAAGCAGAGACGAAUAUCCCCUACAUCAACAAACACAUUACAAGAUUAUUACAUUGUCGGUGCAAAUGUGUAUCAAGCACCUAGAAUAUACGAUGUCUUACUGUCGAGAAUGCUAGCUAGUGUUUUGGCGUUAAAAAAAUCAGCAAAAACAAUGAAUGAAAUGACAAGUUAUCAUAUCUCCGAUGGUGGACACUCAUUUAAUAAUUCUAUUCAUGGCGGAGAAGCUGAUAAACUUGCGAGUAACAUAUCUCUGAACUCAUUAGAACCACAACCAAUGCAACCCAAUUCCGAGACACCAGCUCCGUUUAAAGAGAGCCCAGGUUUGGAGUCCUCUGCAAUUAAUACUGUAUCACCAAAUUUAGCACAGGCACAGAAUCAGCCAUCAUCGACAAACUCAACAACUGCAACGGCAACGGCAACGGCAACGAAUGGAGGGGCAGCAAACAAUACUAUUAGUUUUUCAAGUUCGACAUUUGACGCGCUUCUCGGGGAAGUGACAAAGGAGAAAGAUAUUGAGGAAGCAAUAUACCUUAAAGAUAAACCUCUCUAUGGACCAGGAAGCAUUGUGGACCAAUUAGGUGUACGGACAAAUAUAGUAGAUUAA